AUGGAAGAUGACGACGGUCGUUCGAGCGAGCACAAGAACUGGUCACCAGCUCGGGGACUGCAUCUCUCCUCUCAGAGCUUCUCAAACUGGCAUAGAAGAUUGAAGACAUCAAUCAGCCUACUUAUUGUGGCUGUAACUCGUCUUCCUAUACUGGAGAAGAGAACGCAGUCGUCUGGCGAACUUAGAUUCGCGCGGGCCUUCUGGCUGUCAACGGUUGACUAUCGGUAG
Peniophora sp. CBMAI 1063 is the source of this 228-nucleotide messenger RNA. Lineage: Eukaryota; Fungi; Basidiomycota; Agaricomycetes; Russulales; Peniophoraceae. The record is from the annotation of a GenBank genome assembly.